This is a messenger RNA of Dimorphilus gyrociliatus, 1606 nucleotides long. Lineage: Eukaryota; Metazoa; Annelida; Polychaeta; Dinophilidae. The record is from the annotation of a GenBank genome assembly.
UAUGGCGAAAAAAUGGUUAAGAAUUGAAGAAGAUAAUUUAAAGUGUGUUAUUUGUCAAAAAUUAGGGAUUGAUAAGGAUCCACGAUUACUAUCUUGCGGUGAUACAUUCUGUUCGAGUUGUUUACAGAAUUUUGCUAAUUCUAACGAAUGCGAUAAUCUAUUUACCUGCCCAAAAUGUAAAGAGGAUAUUAAAUGGCCAGAAAAUGGUAUUGAUGGUAUUCCUAAAAAUAAUCUAUUCCAGUAUUUGGAACAAGUUGAUUCCAAGACGGAUUGGUCAGGAUUUAAAAAUGAGAGUAAUAUGAUCAAGUUUUGGAAUGAAAGCGAAGGUAACAUUAUUAAAGAUGUUAAGAAUGGUAUAGAAGAAUUGUCAGAUAAUAUACAUAAUAAGGAACAAGAACUUUUAAAAAGUAUUCAAGAAACGUACAAGUCAUUCAAGAGGAAAUGGCGUGAGAAUCAGGCCUAUUUACACUCUCUUACAUUGACCCCAAUAGACUUUGAAGGUGACGGUGAGAAGCUCUUCGAAGAAGUUUUAUGGAACAACUACAAACUAGAGCAUACACAAAUCACAUUUACAUACGAAUUAAACCUUAAUCCUAAGUUUUAUUUACUAAGGUCAAUGGAGGAGGGAACUCCUAUGAAUAUAACGUCUUGUAACGAAACGAAAAGAGCUGUUGAUCAAGAUAAUUGUAUAAUUUACGAAGAUGAUCUAAUAUACGAGAAGAAUAAGAAUGAAUUAUUUGAAUAUUCAUGUAAAGAAUCAGGUUCAUCAAUAACGAAAAUUCCAUUAAAGUCGUCAAAUGCUCUAUUCGCCGUUCAUAAAGGGGUCAUUUAUCAAAUAUAUUGGAGAGAAAGUGGAAAAAAUACAUCUGUUAGGAAAGAUAGCGGAAUCGAAACUUCUAGAUUUCAAAAUCUCUUAUCAUCAGUUGCUCAAGACGCUAGUCAAUUAUUAAAUAGAAAAAAUUCAAAGAAAGAUGGCACCACUCAGAGUAUUGGCGAACAUACAUCGUCCGAUAGAAUAUCUAUCGAGAAAUAUGUAAGGAAGGAAUGGCGAAAAAUUGGUGAAAUUCAACAAGAUCAAUCAACCAAUGGAAAAUCUGCUCUAUUCGCUAUUGGUCCAAAAGUAUUAAUUGUAGUAGAAGCUGGUAAAGUUUAUUGUUUUCCUAUUGAUAGUGAUGAUGGUGAGAGUAAAAAAUGGGAAAUUGCCAUUAAACACAACUACGAUAGGGUUAUCUACAUACAAAUUAUAGUUGAUUGUAUAUAUUUGAUUUUAGAGAAAGGAGAAGAGAAUAUAAAAGAUAAUUUCUUAUUGAAAUAUUCAACUUCCGGUUGUCUUUUACUUAUGCAUAGACUAAAAUUAGAAAAUUUCAAUUAUAGAAAUUGUUUUAUAUUGCCAAGUGAGAAUAUUAUAUUAUUAAAAGAGAAAACCGUAAAGAUUAUAUCACCAUUUGGAAAAGAGUUGGAUGAAAAACGUUUGGAAAAUCUUACAGGUAAAUUUGAUAAUCCAGUAUGGUUAAAGGUUAUAUGGACAUUAAAAGAAGUAUAUAUUUAUGGUGUUUUUAAACAUAAUGAUACCAGCUUUAUAGGAUUGAUGAAGUUGUAUGGUUAA